AUGUCGAAGAAAUGGCAUUCUUUCGAUAUAUCGAAGAAAUGGCAUUCUCUCGAUAUAUCGAAGAAAUGGCAUUCUCUCGAUAUAUCGAAGAAAUGGCAUUCUCUCGAUAUAUCGAAGAAAUGGCAUUCUCUCGAUAUAUCGAAAAAAUGGCAUUCUUUUAAUAUAUUGAAGAAAUGGCAUUCUUUCGAUAUAUCGAAGAAAUGGCAUUCUUUCGAUAUAUCGAGGAAAUUGCAAUCUUUCAAUAUAUCGAAGAAAUGGCAUUCUUUCGAUACCGGUAUAUCGAAGCAUUGGAUAGUUUAGAGUUUUCGAUAUAUCGAAGGUGGCAUGUGCCAUGUUCCUGAUAUAUAAUUUUCACUGACUGUGGCUGCCUCCAGACAUGUUUUGGAACUAUAACAUUUUCCUCUUUUUUUCCCUUUUAUACACAUGCCUUUUACUCACUUUGCUAAAAACAAUAAAUUUUGGCCAAAUUUUUUAGCAGUUUUUUCCUCUUAGAGAUUUAGUAUCUUUUUAGUCAUAUCUUGCAACUUGGAAAAGCUAAAAUUGUUGCAAAAUGUGUAUGUUUUUGCUGAAUAUAUUUCCAGUCAUUUUUAACAUGCAUUUGAUGUGAUUUUCCUAUUAAAACAUGAAAUCUGUCAUUGUCCACAUUUGCAAUUAUUCUUAUGUUUUUAACCAAUUUUUAUCAUGUUUGAAAAGGAAUUCUUGUUUUCAUGCAGAAUUAUUACAUUUAUGUAUAGUUUCUCCACAGUCAUGGCUGUAUUCAUUGCAUUUUUUAGUGUUUUCUUUCAUUUUUCUCUCAAAUUCUGUUAAAUAGAAUAUUGGACCCUAUAGUAGAACGUGUUAUAUUGGACCCUAUAGUAGAACGUGUUAACUGUAUAUCAAUACGGAAAAAAAUGUUUUUUGUACUGUUUAAUAAACGAGCAGGAGUGUUUUAUUAGGUUUAAAGACACGAGCGCGCAGCGCGAGUGGCUUUAGACCUAAUAAAACACGACCUGCGAGUUUAUUAAACGGCUUCAAACACGACUACAAAUUCAAUAGAUUUACUGCCUUAUUAGUAUUCUUUAUAUAAGAAAUACUAAUGAGGACACGACUACAAUAGAUACUGUCUUAUUAGUAUUCUUUAUAUAAAGAAUACUAAUUAGGAGCGUUUUAUCAGGUUUAAAGCCACUGCACGUGACAUUUUAUGGUUGACAUGAUUUGCCAAUAAGCUUAUGAAUUAUUAAUGAGUGUUUGAAAUUUGUUUUAUAAUAUAGCACAAAGAAACAUAAAGAAAGAAAUUUCCGACGUUUCCGUUUUGACAUUGAGUUAUAUCAACACGGCUCUUAGCCAAUCAGCGUUCAGAAUUUACAAAUGCUAUAUUAUAAAUACAAAUAAUGAAUGUUGAUGAGUGCAAUUGUAAAAAUAUUUUUAUGCGGCGAAAUAUGGAAUUUCCGCCAUUCACUGAAUAAAAAUAAUCUUACAAUUACAUAAAAACAAUUCGUAGCUAUUUAAAGUAGUUCCUAUAUAAUGAAUGUAUUUGCUAAGCUGUCAAAAAUAUUUGGAAGUCUUUUUGAUGGUUGCAGAACAUAGUUCGUAGAAAUAUUUAGAGCCGAUGUUUGCCUGACGUAAGUUACUGACAUUGUCAACCUCGACUGAACCAAUGGUGAAAAUGCAGAAUAGGCAGUAAUUGACAGACUUUGUUUUGAGGUAAGUUGCAAACGACCAGCGAUUGAGGCAAGUUGCAAACGACCUACUUAAUAUUCUCAGAUGAUUAACAACGCGUUGCGUUCACUGUUUACUAUUGAAGCCAUAUUUGAACGUUCUCCCUCCCCCGGCGGAGGUAAUAGUAUUAAAUUUAGCAAGAAAAUGUGAAUGAACUAAACUUGUUCACUGUAGCGGGUAACUUCUAAUUUAAACAGUGGCGGGGCAAAGUGGGGGGGGGGGGGGCAAAGCCCCAAGCCCAAAUUUCCGACAAAAAUUUCUGGGUUUCGAUAACCCCUCCUGCAUUUACACUCAAUCAAUUUCGGCAAUUUUCCGUGAAGGUGGGGAGGGGCGACGCCCUCCCGCCCCACCAAGAUUUGCGCCACUGAAUUUAAACCGAAUGGCGUCAAAUCAUAGAAAUAAUAGAUAUAGAAUGCGUACUUGAUCACGAAUCAUGUCUCCACUUUUUCUCAUGCUUGCUCUUAUAAAUCCGCCAUGUUUGAAUUUGACUAGGAGUGCAACUACAAAGUAUAAACAAAGCUAAAACUACGUUUUCAUCGUCAAAACGUUUAUUUUGUUGUCUAAUUUGUAGUUUGGGGAUAGAUUUUGAGUUUUUUGAAGGCAGAAACUGUCAAAGCAAAUGUGCAGUUACAAAAACGGUGAAAAUCGUGCAGCCUUGUAAACAAAGUAUUUUCGCCGGUUUCUCGAAAUUUACUCAUAAAAUAUUUUUGCAUGCUUUGAACGUCACCACUGUCACUGUUUUGCCAAUAUCUUAUAAGAUUACAAAAUGAUAGUUCUUUCUUCGUCGGGUUUCGUUUUUCUUUGAUGUAAACGAAGGUUUUUUAUUUUUUUGAAACAAAAAUAUUUAGUUGUCGAUAGACUGUAAAUUGUCUAAAUAAUCGUCGAAAACUAUGGUUUCAAAAGCGUUGCCUCAAGCUCAAGCAACACAGAAAAAUAUGAAAAGUAAUUGUGCAAGUUCAAAAAGAUUACUGAACUUCAUUUAUAUUAUAUUUUAUUAUAUUAUAAAAAAGUUGAAAUAUUUAUAGAACAUACCUAUUGAGUUUGAGUUUGUCUUGAUUUUUCGGGUUUUGUUUUGGCUUGCACAACAACGUUGAAAAUUUAUUUUUAAACGAUGAUUUCUGUAUAUAUUCUGUUCAGAACUGUUGUUUUCCUAAGAAAAGCCCACUAGAAUGGGUUUUUAGAGACUUUUUUCACUCUUUUUCCCAUUUUAAGUCUCGAUAUGAAAAUUUUUGCAAACUUUGCAUUUGAAAAAACAAUUUGCACUCUCUGCAACUGCGCGAAAUUCCCACUGAAAUUCCCUGCCCCCUGGGAGUCUGGGAACCAAAAUGCCUUUAUAAAUCCGCCAUAUUGGAGACACAUUUUUCACUGAGAAAAGAUAGGAGUACGCAUUCUAUAUCUAUUAUUUCUAUGCGUCAAAUAGAAGGUAGUGACGUCAUGUGCAAACAUAGAAUAGCUAGUUAUCUUGUGUAGCAAGUUAUAAUGUUCCUUGUUCCAAUAGAGCGUCAAUCAAAUUAAAGAUGAGGGCAACGGCCGAAACAAAUUCUUUCAAAUAAAUUAGUGCAAAGAAAAGUUGUCGUGUGCUAUCAAUCAUAUAAAUUUAAUACAGUUUUAAAAACUUUAUGCUUGUCAAAUUUCCAUUUCAAUUCCCAAUUCCCUGAGUACCAGUACCACUUCUCCUGCCUUGAAAUCUUGAAAUGAAGGCACACAAUAUAUUUUAUAGUAAUCAGUUGUUUGCCAUUGUAAACAGAGCGAGGACGAAGUCGAAAUCUCUCCUGGUAUUAAAAUUAUUAUAAUUCCUUUUUUCUAAAACAUUACGAAUUUCCUUGUAUUCAGCCGUUGUCGUCGUCACGCCGCCUGUCUACGUCGUAAUUAGGUCUCUACGAAAUGUUCUAACUAAAAUUUUCUAUUUCCACCAUACAGCACCAAUUCAGUGUUCACCAGAAUCGCUCGACCUGUUUGUCGUUAUCGACGGCUCGAGGAGCGUUGGCUAUGUCAAUUUUGGAAAAGUGAAAACCUUCUUGAAAAAACUAGCUGAUGAGUUCCUAAUCGGCAAGAACAACGCACACUUUGGUGUGUUGCAGUACGGAGAUAAAAGGGAGAGCAGAAUAGAGUUCAACCUUGAUGAACAUUUUAGCAAUAAAAACGUUUCACGGGGCAUAGAAGAAAUGAAAUUUCUAGAUUCGCCAAGGACCGAUACUGGACAUGCUUUGUCAACAGUUAAUGAACAGGUUCGUUACUGCAUCAUGCAUAAAUUGUAUGUUAAUUAACGUGUGGCUAUUUUCUUGUAUAAUUACUAUAAUGGUAUGGUAUGGUAUGGUAUGGUAUGGUAUGGUAUGGUAUGGUAGGGUAUGGUAUGGUAUGGUAUGGUAUGGUAUGGUGUUAGUUUUAUCGCUCUACAAACGUGACGAUAUCAUAAUUUUCACCACGUGAGCAAUAUAACUGAUAUUGCCGAGUCUCAAAUGUGAUAACUUAUUUAUCACAUAUAUUUGUGUCUUAAUCACGCUUUAGAUAGCAUAAACGAGUUUAAAAACUUUAGUUCUUAAUUUAAAUAAGUAAUCCUCUGUGACAUGUAUUUCCCUAAAGAACUUCAUAAGGUGCUACCUCACCUGAGGUUUUUCUUUUCGUGCCGCCAUUCGGAUUUGAUAUAUUACGUCAAAUAUUUAUAUUACGUCAAAACAUACUAAAUUGCUAAUGUAAUAGUCUAAUAUGGAGCACUGUAUAAUUAAUAAGCACUGUGUAAUUAAUCAAUUUUUCUCUAUAGAUAUUUAAUGGAAAAGGUGUUGACCGACCGGACGUGCCAAAUAUAUUGAUUUUAUUCACGGACGGUCUUGCACACGAUAUCAGGCUCGCCUACGAUCAGGCAGAAGAUCUCAAGAAAAAAGGUACAAGACUCAUCGUCAUUGGAGCUGGCAAGAGAGCUAAUGAAGUCUUUAAACAAAUAAAACAUAUGGCUUCCAGAGUAAAAGAUGCGCAUAAAUCAAAAUUUGACCAACUUUCUGGCAUCGUGGAUGAUUUACUAGACGUGGUUUGUACUUAACGGGUACAGUCGAAAUGAACCAAUAUUUGUAGAGAAUACGUGGGCUACAGUACAUACAUAUAACUGUUAUUCCCACUAAGAAUAUACUGUCUAGAACGACAUGUAGAUCAUUGUGUUGAAUAUGGGCACAAAAAUUGAAACUAAUAUUUGUAUAGUAGUAUAAUGUAAAAGAACGUUCAGUGAUCCUUUACGACAUGUACUGUCUUGUAACUUAUCACAACCCUGUUAUUUCUGCAUAAAAGUCUUUCUCCUUCGCAGGAGAAAAUUAUUGCCAUUACAAUGAAAAAAGAAAAGAGCACAAUCCUUCAUUCUCUAACGCUUCGGCCUCACUUAAAACCUACAAAGC
Molecule: messenger RNA, 5081 nt
Organism: Paramuricea clavata
Lineage: Eukaryota; Metazoa; Cnidaria; Anthozoa; Malacalcyonacea; Plexauridae
Source: the annotation of a GenBank genome assembly